Messenger RNA from Sycon ciliatum, 1365 nucleotides. RefSeq names its product anamorsin homolog. Gene Ontology annotation, molecular function: iron-sulfur cluster binding. NCBI's taxonomy places the organism in Eukaryota, Metazoa, Porifera, Calcarea, Leucosolenida, Sycettidae. Gene Ontology annotation, cellular component: cytoplasm. The transcript is spliced from 10 exons. The coding region runs from base 197 to 1129 and encodes 310 amino acids. Gene Ontology annotation, biological process: iron-sulfur cluster assembly. The record is from RefSeq and is a predicted model, not a curated record.
AAUGUCAUACAAUAAAAUCUGGUAAUUGUUUGUCAGGCAUUUGGUAUCACAGUUUGCUCUGCUGACUAACUUCAGUCACUUUCUCCCCCUUUCUGAAGAUCUCUUCCAACUUUGGCUUGUUGUAGUUGUGUAGCCUUGUAUCCCUAGAACAGAAGCGGACGUUGACUUGGUAGUGAACAGUUUUUCAAACAAUAGAAUGGAAAUCCCACAGGGCGAGAAAGUAUUGCUAGUAUGGGCUGGCUGUCCCGAGCAGUCUCUGCUGGCUGCCGUGGAGGAGCUGAAGCAGAAAGUAGGCGCGGGCGGAGAUGUGUCUCUGGAGAAUGCUGAGCGCUUGGAGUUCGGUGCUCAGCGUGCAUCGAGUUAUGGUGUAGUGUUGGCGGGUGUAGUACCACCAUGCGCUGUGAUACACAGCGAUGCCAUGCUAGAAGAGCUAUCACGGGUAGUGAGUACUGGUGGUCAGUUAGUGCUGCGUGAGCCCACUUGUCCCGUAGGUCAUGUGACGAACAUGCGGUCUCCGGAAAAGCUACAUUCUGCUCUGGUCCUGUCUGGCUUUACCAAUGUCUCACAACCUGCAGCUGUUCAACAAUCUGCUGAGGAUCGUGCACAACUAUGUGCGGCGUUAGCAGAGCAGCGUGGUGUGUCGGCUGAACUGGCACAGACAGUUACUUUGACAGAGGUUCGUGCCCAACGUCCAGCCUAUGAAGUUGGUGCUAGCUCUGCCCUGCCAUUGUCUUUCGCUAAGAAAGCUACGAACGGAACAAGCACUGAACCUCAAGGCAACGUAGCAUCAGUAUGGAAGCUGUCAGCUAACGAUCUCGGAGACGAUGACAUCGAACUCAUGGACGAGGACGAUUUACUUGACGAAAGUGAUAAGGCCAAACCUGAUCCAUCAACCCUAAGAGUCUGCGGUACAACUGGAAAGCGGAAAGCAUGCAAGGAUUGUUCAUGUGGACUGGCGGAAGAACUAGCGGGAGAGAAGCAGAGCGCCUCAAAGCCAACGUCUGCCUGCGGAAGUUGUUAUCUAGGUGAUGCAUUCCGCUGCGCUAGCUGUCCGUACUUGGGCAUGCCUGCGUUCAAACCGGGGGAUCAAGUGCGUCUAUCUGAUCGCCAGCUGAAGGCCGACGCAUAGUUUCACAACCGAAAAGACGAUAAUUAUCUCCAACUUCUUGUCAACUGCUACCGACGUGUACCUGCAGUACAUAUGCCUUUGUGUUGUCUCAGCUCUUUGGGCAUGUUUUCCUUAGUACUUUUUAUCAUCUCAUAACUCCUAUUUCUGAAACUAAAUUACUUCCUCUUGGACAGCGCAUGAUCGUUGUUUUUCUCCACUAGAUAAAGCUGUGAGAUAAGCUGUGCGAUAAAAGAUAA